GGGUUGGCGCGCGGGGGCGGGGCUCGGGCUGCCGCGCAUUGUGCAGCGGCUCCCCGGCGCUGCAGGCCCUUGUCCGGUGCGGUUCCCGGGCAUGGUGAGCAAGGGGCUGCUGCGCCUGGUCUCUUCAGUCAACCGCAGGAGGAUGAAGCUGCUGCUGGCGAUCGCGCUGCUCGCCUAUGCCGCCUCUGUUUGGGGCAACUUUGUUAACAUGAGCUUUCUGCUCAACAGGUCUAUCCAGGAAAAUGGUGAACUAAAGAUCGAAAGCAAGAUUGAAGAGAUUGUUGAACCAUUAAGAGAGAAAAUCAGAGAUUUGGAAAAAAGUUUCACCCAGAAAUACCCACCGGUCAAGUUUUUAUCAGAAAAGGACCGGAAAAGGAUUUUGAUCACUGGAGGUGCGGGCUUUGUGGGCUCCCAUCUGACUGACAAACUCAUGAUGGAUGGCCAUGAGGUGACCGUGGUAGACAACUUCUUCACAGGCAGGAAGAGAAAUGUGGAACACUGGAUUGGCCAUGAGAACUUCGAGCUGAUUAACCAUGAUGUGGUGGAACCUCUCUACAUUGAAGUUGACCAGAUAUAUCAUCUAGCAUCUCCAGCCUCCCCUCCAAACUACAUGUACAACCCCAUCAAGACACUGAAAACUAAUACAAUUGGAACACUAAACAUGUUGGGACUGGCAAAGCGUGUGGGUGCCCGUCUGCUCCUGGCCUCUACAUCUGAGGUAUAUGGAGAUCCUGAGGUCCACCCUCAAAGUGAGGACUACUGGGGCCAUGUGAAUCCCAUAGGACCCCGAGCCUGCUAUGACGAGGGCAAACGCGUUGCAGAGACCAUGUGCUAUGCCUACAUGAAGCAGGAAGGUGUGGAAGUACGGGUGGCAAGGAUCUUCAAUACCUUCGGGCCACGAAUGCACAUGAACGAUGGGCGGGUGGUCAGCAACUUCAUCUUGCAAGCACUGCAGGGGGAGCCACUCACGGUAUAUGGAUCUGGGUCUCAAACACGGGCAUUCCAGUAUGUCAGUGAUCUGGUGAAUGGCCUAGUAGCACUCAUGAACAGCAAUGUCAGCAGCCCUGUCAACUUGGGGAAUCCAGAAGAACAUACGAUCCUGGAAUUUGCUCAGUUAAUUAAAAACCUUGUUGGUAGUGGAAGUGAAAUUCAGUUUCUCUCUGAAGCCCAGGAUGACCCACAGAAAAGAAAACCAGACAUCAAAAAAGCAAAGCUGAUGCUGGGGUGGGAACCUGUGGUCCCAUUGGAGGAAGGGUUAAACAAAGCCAUCCACUACUUCCGGAAGGAACUAGAGUACCAGGCCAAUAACCAGUAUAUCCCUAAACCUAAGCCUGCCAGAGUGAAGAAGGGCCGGACGCGCCACAGCUGAGUUAGCCUUAGGAUAUAAGACUCUGUUUUACACUUGAUGAGAUGGACUUUUGUGGGAUUUUUUUUAUUUUAAAGACUUAAACAGGUGUCAUGAAGAACAAACUGGAAUUUUAUUCUGAAGCUUGCUUUAAAGAUGUUGAUGUGCCUAAAAGCUCCCUUGGAAAUCUGCAGACUUUGCCUUGCACUUUUUAAAUCUUUUUUAUGUACAACAGCCUAGAUGCAUCUCUGCUAUUUUCAGGUUUUGUUUGUUUGUUUGUUUGUUUUUUAUCUUGCUGUUAGAGUGUAUGCUGUAACUGUCAUUGACAGUUUUAUUUACUGGUUUCUUUGUGAAGCUGAAAAGAAGCAUUAAAUGGAGUGGAAAAUGCCAAUUUUAUUUAUAAAAGUGGGUACUAAUAGAUGAGACAUUACACUAUGCAUAAAGAAUAAAAAUCCUAGUGGUAUUGUCAGGUGGGUGGUGCACCAGUGUUUAUUUGGAAACAGAUGAAAGAACUCUUUUAGAAAGCUUUGUGUUUCUUUUUUAAUUCAUAAUUUUAUGAAGGUUUAGUUUUUAGUUGCAAACUUGUCUUUGAAACAUCCCUGUUGGUUCUUGAUCAGGAUAUUUGAAAUCACUACUGUGUUGUCCUAUAUAUUGGGGGACUUGUGGGGGGGGCAACGUUAACAUAUUCUUGGUUAACCAUGAUAAAAUAUGCUAUUUUAAUAAAAGAUUGAAACUUGCCAGUCGUGGACUUUGAGCUACAAAGGUUGGCUUUCUGCUUUUCAUCAGAUGUUGGGUUGCUGAGAAUAAUACUUGAUCUUAAGUUUGAGGAAAUUCUGAGAACAUCCAGUUUUACACCAUACUUAACUUGAUGUGUGCCUAUUAGAAUCAUCUGUGUGCUACUUGGGCAGAAUCUGUGCAUAUGAUACACUUAUGUGUCUUCAUUUGAAAUGUUUGAAACCAACUGUUUCAAAUUUCAGGAUUUAUUUUGUUUAACUUGGGAAAUUUUUCUGAGACUAUACAGUUUGAGCAUCCUAAAUCCCAAAUCUGAACUAUUCUGAAGCCUGAAAUCUAAGUGUCUUUUCAGCAUUGGAAAUUUGGGACUUAUGGACUCAGGCUCUAUUAACUGUCAUGUGAAGUUCUCAGAGCUUAGCCUGGGUUAGGGUAGGUUUUGUGUCCUGUAGCAACACAAACAAAAACUUUUAUUUUUCUGGUGUAGAAUUCAAGCAAGUUUUGGUGAGUGAAAUGAAAACCUUAGUUUUCAUUUUCAUUAAUAACUCUCUCAAGGUUUGUGCUAGGAUUUUAUUUUGCCCCUUAAAAUAAAUGGGAGAAAAACAUAAUGCAUAAAAGCAACCUACUACCAAGCAGAUUGACCCUGCAUGGUAGCAGCGGAAACCUAAACAGAUGCCCGAGAGAUAAAGGUGUGGACCAGGAACCAGGGGGUAAAAGUAGCUGAAACAGGAGUACCUGUGGUAUUUCCUGUGGUCCAAAUGUUUCCUUUGGACCUACAUGUAGGUACCAGCUCUUCAGUGCAUUAGUAUUAAGAGAUGAAGUGUCUGUGUAAAGUGAUGAAAGUAGAAGGGGUCCUUUCCUAUAAGAGUCUUGGUACCUCUUGCUUGUACUGUUACCCUGAGAAAGUACCAUCUGUGGACCAGAAAGUGGCCCUCACUAGGCAUCAAAAUUUUUAAAAAUGGUUUGAUUUUAAAAUGCAUGCAUUUGUGUCUGCAUGUCACAAGAGGGCACCAGAUCUCAUUAUAGAUGUUGUGAGCCACCGUCUGGUUGCUGGGAAUUGAACUCUGGGCCUUUGGAAGAACAGCCAAUGCUCUUAACCUCUGAGCCAUCUCUCCAGCCCCCAGACACCAAAAUUUAUCAACAUUUUGAUCUUGGACUUUGUAGCCUUCAAAACUAUGAGCAGCAAAUUCCUACUGUUCAUUAACUACUAAAUUUAUAGCAUUUUGUUACAGCAACCUGAACCUGCAUUUUGGAAGUGGUCCCCUUUGGGAUAUCACUGCUGUUGCUUAUAGGGGAGAUAGUGCUAUAAUUUGGGCUCCAGCAAGCUAUGAGUCAUAGUCUGAGUUACCAGGAAUGCAGCUGUGGAAUUGAAUACCGAACCCAGUUCACCAACUAGGUAGAACCUCAUGGCAUUGUCUUUGAUUAUGACCUUGGUGCUGGUUGGUGGUCCUCAGUCGUGUGACCUUGAGGGAAGCUAGGAUGAGUCCUGUAAGUGCUGUCAGUUUUGUCUAGUUAAAUUGUAAGGAAUUUGAAGGUUCUUCAGUGAUUCUUCUAAAAUAAGAAUUGUUAGACACAUCAAAAUAAUUUGCUUAGUUGACUUAGCCUUUCUUGGUCAAUUGGUAUUUUGAUGGGUUAUUAGAGAAUUCUGUAAUUCUGAGAAUUUGAUACCACUGUAUCUGGAGGCAACAAGACUUUGCUGUUCUUAUCACCAAGGUUAGCCCACAUUGUUUGUGUGUGUGUGUGUUCUUUUUACAUUGUAAAAUUAAUAGAGAUGGGGCCAUUUUCAUUUACAGCUGUUUUGCAGAAAAGACAAUACAGAUUUUUAUCAGGAAACUUGAGCUGAACUGUGAUGUGGGUGGGGCUGGAAUGUAGCUCAUUGGUUCAUGGAAUAACGUUCAGCUCCAUUUCUUGUGGUACUGAGAGGGUGAAUACUUAGUCCUAAGAUGAUGUUCCAAGAAGAUGUCAUCAGAGAUUGAUUAGGUCAGUCAUCAGAAUACAGCCUCUGCAAGAGCUCCAGUGCCUAAAGGGAGACAGCAGAAGAUGUGUGUGUUCCUUGACUCCUAUAUGUGAAGCCGUGGACCACUGCAUUGAGAAGCUGUCAACAUAUCCGACGGCUAGAAUGGAUCCAAAUAAACUCUUUUUUUUUUUUAAAGGUAACCAAGUCUGUAGUAUUUGAACAGCAUAAAACAUCAAUAAAGAAAAGUUGUACUUGCUUCAGGUGUUUUGGUACAGUAACAAAAGACUUGUACAGAAUUAAGUGUGUGCUUUUGAAAGUCUGUUUGGAGGCUUGUUGAAUUCUGAAAUUUUGAUUUAUGUACAUUUUUUUGAAGUUAAACUAAUGUGACAUAAAGAUCCAGGAUAAAAGUCUAAAUAUCUUAUUCUACACCAUUUACUAAGUUUAAAAUUCAAGGAAGAAACAUUUCUAAGAGAAUAAAGUGUAUAUACUCUUCUUAUACUUCAACUAAGUACACUAAAACAUUUUGGACAUUGAAUAUGAAACAAGCAUAAGACUGCAUGUGAACAGAAACAUUAGCCUAUCCAGGGACCUCAGGACCUGGGGAAAGUGUAUUGGUGUUAGGGGAUGUAUUGCAUUGUCCCAAAUUUAUGUUAUGAUUUAACUCCAGGACCCCAGAAUUUAGAAAUACAUUCUAUAAGUUAAGUUGUGAUGAUGUCUUCAGAGUGGGGCCUAAUCCAGUCUGACUGGUAUCCUUACAAAAGGAAAGUUAAACACAUAUUUGCACACACAAAUGCCCUGUACCAGCACAGCAAGACAGCCAUGUAUAAGCCUGAAUGGUGGUAUGCAUAUGUGUGUAGAUACCUGGCAGACAAUUUUUUAUUAUUAUUAUUAUUUUAAGGACAGAAUCUCACUCAUACUCAUGAUGCUCUUCCCUCAGCCUCUUAAAUGUGGGAUUAUAGACCAUGUGUUACCAUGCCUGGUCCCUGCCUAUUCCUUAUCUUGGGCUACCAUCUUCUAGAACUGCAAGAAAAUUAUUAUUUAAUCCACCUACUACAUCUAUAGCCACCAUAAUGAGCUAGCAUUAGUGGUAAGUACCCUGAGUUUCCUUUUAUUGUCUCAGGAAUCCCAGACUUCUAACUGGAGAACACCGGUUUAAAAAAAAAAAAGUGCCACAACAAAAACCUGUUCUCUCUAGCCACUGUGCUAAAAGGAUGCAGCCUGGGAGAAAAAAAAAUGUUUACUGUAAUGGCUCUAUUAGAACCUAAAAUGUACCUAAAAUGCAUUCACUCCUUGGUAAGACCAAGCAAGUCCUGCAGACCCUUGCCCUUCUGGGGUAUGGUGCUUCAACCCUUCACCAUGUUGUAUCAUAAUCCCUUGGAGCAGGGGUUGGGCAUGAGUUUAGAUUUGUGUCUUUGCUGGCUGGUAAUUACUACAAUCACUAGUGACUUGAAUUGGGGUACCCCUUUUGCCACUAGAGUGAUGUCUAAAAGCACCUUUGUCAGUGCUUUUGGCUGUUAUAAUAGCAAGAAACCAAUGGAAGCCAGGGAGCAUUGAAGAGGCAUCCAUUCCUCAGGGGAAUGUCAUUGAGGCCUAGGGGAAUUGUCAGGACCCCAACCCUGGAGCCCCGUCAGAGAAAUUUGACAGUAUUCAGACCAGACUCAAGAUCUUACAACACUGGUUUUAAUCAGAAGUUACUCACUAUACCAAAACAAGAGGAUCCCAAACUAAAUGACAGAAAAGUAGAUGAUGUACUGAGAGGACUCCGAUGCCAGAACUGACUACUGUUUAAAAGCAACCUUCCUCGGGAUGAUCUUUUCUAGAUCCAUCCAUUUGCCUGCAAAUUUCAUGAUUUCCUUGUUUUUAAUUGCUGAGUAGUAUUCCAUUGUGUAAAUAUAUCACAAUUUCUGUAUCCAUUCCUCCAUUGAGGGACAUCUGGGUUGUUUCCAGCUUCUGGCUAUUACGAAUAAAGCUGCUACGAACAUGGUUGAGCAAA
This is a messenger RNA of Meriones unguiculatus (Mongolian gerbil), 6024 nucleotides long. RefSeq names its product UDP-glucuronate decarboxylase 1 (gene Uxs1). Gene Ontology annotation, molecular function: UDP-glucuronate decarboxylase activity; NAD+ binding. The transcript is spliced from 15 exons. NCBI's taxonomy places the organism in Eukaryota, Metazoa, Chordata, Mammalia, Rodentia, Muridae. Gene Ontology annotation, biological process: D-xylose metabolic process. Gene Ontology annotation, cellular component: cytoplasm. Bases 92 to 1369 code for a protein of 425 amino acids. The record is from RefSeq and is a predicted model, not a curated record.